AUGCCCAAAUCGCCCUUCCGCCGCAAGCCCGCCGCCCACGGUCCCUCGUCCCUCCUGCGCUUCCUCUUCCCCCGGACUCGAGCACGCGCGCGCCUUCACCUCUCCAAGUUCCGCCACGACACGCUCCACUCGCUCAAGAACAGCGCCAAGUCCCGCAUCUACAGAUACAUCGUCUACCGCCAGGCUGCCAAGGCGCAGGGGAAGCAGGGUAUCGUCCAGCGCCUGCGAGGCUACACGCGGAGGUUGAGCGGCCGCAGCUAUCUCGAAGAUGCUGCGAGGCUGCGACGGCAGCAGAUAGCCACGCGUCCGGGAACCACACCUUCCGGCAACAAAGCAAUGACGUACCAAGAGAGCUACGAGGCGCGAGAGCCUGGGACGCGGAGACGGAAGCUGGCGGGCUAUCUCAAGGCCGCGAACGAACUCCGGCAGACAUACACCCAGCAGUAUGCCUCCAACUGGAGUAGCAAGGAGGCUCAAUAUGACUAUGAGGACGACACACCAGGCGGAUUUCCAGAUGCCGCCGUCGUCAGGAGCGGGCGGGAGGAGAUGAUCCUCUUUCCCAGCUAUGCCCGGCGACACAUAAAGCGGAAGCCAGAAGCACAGCCAGGCACCAUCCAAGAGACGGAAGGCCAAGGGCGCGACGUUCGAGACUCGACCGGCGCCGGCGAUGCCGAAUUCUGGAAACAGCAGUGGAACAACUACGAGGACGACAACGCGGUCGUUGACGUCGAUGUCCGCGGCUGGAUCUACUCGCCACACAGGGGGCAGAUGUCACGCAAGCAGAGGCUGUUCAUUGGCCUCGCGCGGCAGUUAGUCGGCGUACAGGCACCUGCUACACCCAACUCAUCUGCGGAGAGUAGUCGGGAUACGAGUCCGCAACGGCACGGCUUCCGCGAACGAGCCCACCUGCGCGAUGCCCAGCAGGACGAAGCCAUGGCGGCCAGAGAGGCCGAAGAAAUUCUACGGAGGGGCGAGAGAGAGGCAAGAGCUGCAGCACGCGGUGCUUACAGCGAGAGGCCAGCCAAGGACAUGGACGACACGCAGCUAUACCGAACAGAAAGUGGGAACAGCACGAGGCCCAACAACGGCAGGACCCACCAGCUCGCUCACAGCACAUCCAAAGAUUCCAUGAGAAGCGAAGCCAGUAUCCAACCGUUGCAGAAGAGAGGGUCAUGGAACCAGCCGUCGGAGAUGAGCCCAUCAGAACUCGCUGAAGCCAACGCUCGGUUGAUGGCUCGGCUGCGACACUUCCUAGCGAUACCCAUGGCCAAUACGCCCAUCAGUGUCUUCUUCUACAAUGAGAACAUAUCGAAACAGAGGACCGUAUACACCGACGCCGCAGGCCAUUUCAGUAUGAGCGCGGCUUUAGACUUCGUACCCACCCACGUUCGCAUCUUAGCAUCAGACAAGCUAUCGGCAACCGAGGAAGUGAUUGUCACUGCCUCGCAGGGUAUCAGCAUAAUCAGCGACAUUGACGACACAAUAAAGCACUCCGCUAUUGGCAGCGGCGCUCGCGAAAUCUUUCGCAACGUCUUCAUCCGCGACCUAGUCGAUCUCACCAUCGAUGGUGUCAGAGAGUGGUACAACAGAAUGGCGGAGCUGGGAGUCAAGUUCCACUAUGUCUCCAACUCGCCCUGGCAGCUAUAUCCUGUCAUCUCCAAAUACUUCGAGUUAGCUGGACUACCACCAGGCUCAUUCCACCUGAAGCAAUACAGCGGUAUGCUCCAAGGCAUAUUCGAGCCCGUGGCAGAGAGAAAGAAGGUCACUCUGGAUAAGAUCGCAAGAGACUUCCCAGAACGAAACUUCAUCCUAAUCGGAGAUAGUGGCGAGGCGGAUCUGGAGGUUUAUACCGAUUUCGUGCUUGAAAAUCCUGGGCGAGUUGUCGCCGUUUUCAUCCGCGACGUCACCACGACAGAUAGCCCGGGCUUCUUUGAUCCUUCCACCGGGUCCUCACCAGGCGACCACUCUUCAUCAACACCAUCGACACAACGCAACAGUGGUGGUAGCUCGGCAGCUUCGACUAAGGCUCGACCGCCAUCUGAAGAGCACGACCCUGAACUGAAAGCUGCCAUUGCAGCCUCAUUACGUGACAUGGAUGCGGAGAACAACAUGCGUCCAAGUUUGCCUGAUAGGAAGUCCUCUCCGCACACCACAUCACAACAAGCUUCCUCGAACAAUCUGAUAGACCUAUCCUCCGACGAUGAGGUAAAUGAUUCACCCGCGCUGAGGAAGUUCAAUAGUGAAACUCAAGCCGACAACGAAAGACAUCGCUCAUCAGUCGCCUCGAAUGCGAGUAUGAAGUCUGCGCCGCCGCCUCCUAAGAAGCCAGUCGCUUUAAGGAGCCCGUCGACGGAAUCAUUCAAUGCGCAAUCCACUUCCAACCCGCGACCGCAACCACCUAAGCCCCGAAAAACCUCAGCGGCUGUCACUCAAUCCAGUCCGCUUGCACAGCAAGUCAGUGCUUCAAGAAGCGCAAACACAUCAGCACUCUCCAAACCUCCAGUGGGACCUAAGCCAUCUAUGAGCUACCAGAGCCAGGCGUCAGAGGACCAGCAGUCAUACGCUGGUAUGGCUCGCGACAAGUUGUGGUCUGUCUACAGUAAUCUACCCGCACUGCGUUCAACAGAGGAGCCCGGUUCCAAUGCUUCCAGUCUAGAUGUAACUGGUGUUCGCAAAGGCCCACCUCCGCCUCCGCCUCGACGCGGAAACCGCGAUACAGCUGCAAGCGCAGCGUCUUACGUGGGCUCCAAAGCAUCGUCAGCGUGGCAGAACGCACCCUCUAUACCCUACCAUAGUCGCCCUCAGGCCAUCUCUGCGCAAACAUCUCAGCCAUUCUCUACUGCAGCGCCGCGACAGGGCAUCAACCGCACCAGCACCGGUAGUACCCUAGGUGGUGCUGCAGGCGAGCAGUACGGCACAAAGAAGGAGCAGUUGUGGCGGCAGAGAUGGGCACAUGCAGAGCAGGUUCUCUCUGAGCAGGGCGUAAUACUGCGAGGAUGGAGGGUAGGCAGCGACAUCAUGGGCGAGGCGGAAAGAAUAGUCAAAGAGGCCGAUAAGAAGUUCAAGCGCGACGAGCAGCGAGGCGAGGCGGGAAACGGGAGUACCGGCAAAGCGAGCGAACAGAAAUGA
Alternaria incomplexa is the source of this 3129-nucleotide messenger RNA. RefSeq lists its product as uncharacterized. The transcript has a single exon. Gene Ontology annotation, cellular component: actin cortical patch. The record is from RefSeq and is a predicted model, not a curated record. Gene Ontology annotation, molecular function: phosphatidate phosphatase activity. Lineage: Eukaryota; Fungi; Ascomycota; Dothideomycetes; Pleosporales; Pleosporaceae. Bases 1 to 3129 code for a protein of 1042 amino acids.